Molecule: messenger RNA, 3560 nt
Organism: Xenopus laevis (African clawed frog)
Lineage: Eukaryota; Metazoa; Chordata; Amphibia; Anura; Pipidae
Gene: nlk.L
Product: nemo-like kinase L homeolog
Biological process (GO): signal transduction; MAPK cascade; regulation of signal transduction
Cellular component (GO): cytoplasm; nucleus
Molecular function (GO): transferase activity; MAP kinase activity; ATP binding
Source: RefSeq, marked provisional
GGUGGGAGGGUUUGGGAACACAGAUACAGUGAAGUAAAGUUUUAGAGAGGGGCCCGACUAGUGUUGUGCUGUGCAGGUUGGCGAGGGAUUGCUAUAGGAUGACCCCUCUUUUGAGGCUGUUAUAGGAGGCCUUCUGAUAUUCACUUUAUGGCCAAGUGACAGUUGAUCAUCCGUCAAGUACAUUGGAGGGCAUUUCUGUGAAUGUCUCUUUGCGGCACAUCUACCAAUGCAAAUAUGAUGGCGGCAUAUAAUGGGGGCACAUCAACAGCAGCUGGGGGUCACCACCACCAUCAUCAUCACCAUCACCUGGCCCAUUUGCCCCCUCCCCACCUACACCAUCAUCACCACCUCCAUCCACAGCAUCAUCUGCACCCAGGCUCAGCAGCAGCUGUACACCCUGUUCAGCAGCAUGUCUCCUCUUCAUCAGCUUCCUCUUCAGCUGCCGCCGCUGCUGCGGCAGCGGCUGCAGCAGCAGCAAUGCUAAAUCCAGGACAGGCCCAGUCGUACUUUCCAUCUCCAGCUCCAGGGCAAGCUCCAGGUCCUGCAGCAGCAGUGGCCCCGGCUCAAGUGCAGGCUGCUGCUGUAAAGGCUCACCAUCAUCAGCACUCUCAUCAUGCCCAGCAACUGGAUAUUGAACCUGAUCGUCCCAUUGGUUAUGGUGCAUUUGGAGUUGUCUGGUCAGUAACAGAUCCAAGAGAUGGAAAAAGAGUUGCUCUGAAAAAGAUGCCCAACGUCUUCCAGAAUCUAGUCUCUUGCAAGAGGGUCUUCCGAGAAUUGAAGAUGUUGUGUUUUUUUAAGCAUGACAACGUACUCUCAGCACUUGAUAUUCUCCAGCCACCUCAUAUUGAUUAUUUUGAAGAAAUAUAUGUUGUCACGGAAUUAAUGCAGAGUGACCUUCAUAAGAUCAUUGUCUCUCCUCAGCCUCUCAGUUCAGAUCAUGUCAAGGUUUUUUUGUAUCAGAUUUUAAGAGGUCUGAAGUAUUUGCAUUCAGCUGGCAUUUUACAUCGAGAUAUUAAACCAGGGAAUCUACUUGUGAACAGCAACUGCGUUCUUAAGAUCUGUGAUUUUGGAUUGGCAAGGGUUGAAGAACUCGAUGAAUCUCGGCAUAUGACUCAGGAAGUUGUCACUCAGUAUUAUCGGGCUCCAGAAAUCCUCAUGGGGAGUCGACAUUAUACCAACGCUAUAGACAUCUGGUCUGUAGGGUGCAUUUUUGCAGAGUUACUCGGGCGAAGAAUAUUGUUUCAAGCUCAAAGUCCAAUCCAACAGUUGGACUUAAUCACUGAUUUGUUGGGUACACCGUCACUAGAAGCAAUGAGAACGGCUUGUGAAGGAGCCAAGGCACACAUACUCAGGGGUCCUCAUAAACAGCCAUCUCUUCCUGUCCUCUACACACUGUCCAGCCAGGCAACUCAUGAAGCUGUCCAUCUGCUCUGCAGGAUGCUGGUCUUUGAUCCAUCCAAACGGAUAUCGGCUAAAGAUGCCUUGGCUCACCCGUACCUGGAUGAAGGCCGCUUGCGAUAUCACACUUGCAUGUGCAAAUGUUGUUUUUCAACUUCUUCCGGGAGGGUCUACACCAGUGAUUUUGAGCCGAUCACAAAUCCAAAAUUUGAUGACACUUUUGAAAAGAACCUCAGUUCUGUUCGGCAGGUGAAAGAAAUAAUUCAUCAGUUUAUAUUGGAACAGCAGAAAGGAAACAGAGUACCUCUGUGCAUCAAUCCUCAGUCUGCUGCUUUUAAAAGCUUUAUAAGUUCCACUGUUGCUCAACCCUCCGAGAUGCCACCAUCUCCACUGGUUUGGGAGUGAGAGUGGAAGACUUACUACUGACGACCAUUGUGUAGCUUUCCACUGGAGUCUGGGAAUUGCAAUUCUGGAGAGUGCGCCUGUACUGUAAUUUUACAAAUUAAGGUUAAAUCUACCAACCACUAUGUGAGAAAAAAAAAGUGUAUCAUAUUUAAGACAAAAGUGGUGUACAGCUGUGCCGUCGGUGGUUGUACUUCUGAAUGGAUUGAACCCAGAAUUGCUUAUUUUAUCAAAUAUAUGAUGUUUUAAGGCUCAGAACAAAUUGCACCAAAUGAUGUAAUAAAUGGGUUUUUGUAGAGGUUGGUUCUAGGUUUUUAAAUAUUAUUUUAUUUAUUUUUUUAAUUAAAGUGUGGCUGUGUGCAAAGCAUUUUUAUACUGAGCCAUUCCAAAAUAAACUCCCCCCCCCCUUAAAUUUUCUGUUAAUCCAAGCAACGAGUAAGGACUGGAGAAUGUGUCUGGAGACCAAUCACAAAGUACUUCCCAUAUUGAAGAAUGACCAGGGGCUGACUAUGUCCUGAGCUUGAUGUCCCUUACCUAGUGCUGCACUAGAAACCAUCUUGUUAUUUAUAUGUUCGGAGACCAGAAGGCUUUUGGCGAGGAGGAGGAGGAGUACAUCGGUGACUAGAGGGAAUGGACGUUCUCCCUUCCCAAUAUAAAUAUAUAAAUGAUAUAUUCUAUUUUUCUUAGACUUCUUUUUUUUCUUACCUUGAAGUCCUGGGCAUGCAUCGUUUCCAUCUGUGUAUAUAAUUCCAUUGAUCAUCGGUCGUUUGUAAAGGUCCUUUUUAAUGUCCCACUGUAUAAAGGUGAGCUAGCUUGCACAUUUUAGAUUAUAAAAAGGUUUUUGUGACCCCCCCCCUCCCAGACCCCUCCAGCCUUUGCACUGGACAGCCUAGAAGCAAGGAAAGGUGCCAACGCUGAGAACUGAGGGAAUACCUGUACCUGCGCUUGUGUAGGCGAGCAGACAUGGAAACAUCACGGCUAAAGAAUCUUUUACUUUUCAUUUGCUUUUUUGAUUCAACACUGAAUUCUCCUGUGCAUAUGUACAUACAGACACAACGUAAGGCCUCUACCUCCUGGAGUAGACAGCUCAGCUCGUUUCACUCCAAAUGAUUAUUUUUUAGCUUCAGUGUGCAGACUUGAAACUUGAAUGUUCCUUCCAGUUUUUAUAUGUAAGCAUAUUCCACUAGCGCAACACGAGAAGGCAGAAGAUCACUCUCACUGUUAUCAAGGAAUUACUACAGAUGUAGUGUGCUAUUACCUGCUAAACUUAUUGUCAUUUAUCCUACAAGAAUAUUUUUUUGAUCCUGAACAAGCUGGAUUUGAUAGGAGGACACUAAAUAGAUUUUUUUUUCUCCCUACAGUUUUUUGUUUUGUUUUAAGCUUUAUUUUACGGAAAUAAUAAUUUUUUUUUCAACUUCAAUGGAGUCAUUUUUGCUGUGAAAAAUGUGCGUUUGAAUUCCAACUAUCGGAGAUAUGGAGUCUUUCUUUCAUCUUUUUUUUUUGUUUCCUUAUUUAGUUUCCUUUUUUCUGCAGCGGCUCCUUUAACAGAUGCCCCGGAGGAAGUGUUUCACCUGGGGCGUAAGCAAAUAGCCCGGGGUCACCAGAAGGAGAUGAUCAGCAUUGUGGAGCACAAGGCUGGCUGAGGAAAGGUGAAACAUGACCAUGGUGAUUUGAGAUACUUGCUGGUCACUUUGUAAAAUGUAGAUUUGAAGUUCAGUGGUGAAAACAUUAAAUGUGUCAUUUAAAAAAAAAAAAAAAAA